This is a messenger RNA of Coccinella septempunctata (seven-spotted ladybird), 1156 nucleotides long. Its product is annotated as protein TsetseEP-like. The coding region runs from base 48 to 992 and encodes 314 amino acids. NCBI's taxonomy places the organism in Eukaryota, Metazoa, Arthropoda, Insecta, Coleoptera, Coccinellidae. The transcript is spliced from 2 exons. The record is from RefSeq and is a predicted model, not a curated record.
UUUCCGAAUAUAAAAGGAAGAAUCGAACCUUAUUCUAUCAAAUCACCAUGAAGUGGCUGAAGUUAAUAUUGUUCAUAUGCAUAUUGGUAACUACUGCUGUAUCAGCAGUAAAACCAGAUGAUUCGGAUGACUCAAUAAGUGUUUACGACCAUUAUCAAGUUGAGGAUGGUAACAAAACAGCGGCUGUACCAGUAGGACCCAGAAUAGGACCAGCUCCUGAACCCGAUCACAGAUCAAGGCCUGAACCAAGACCACGUCCUGGUCCUAGACCAGGACCGGGACCAGAUCCAAGGCCUAGACCAAGACCCGAUCCUAGACCAGAUCCUCGACCAGAACCAAGACCAAGGCCGGAACCUAGGCCACGUCCUGGCCCUAGACCAGGGCCAAGGCCAGAACCAAGGCCCAGGCCAAGACCCGGUCCCCGACCCGAACCCAGACCACGUCCCGGCCCUAGACCAGGACCGAGACCGGAACCAAGACCCAGACCAAGACCCAAUCCCAGACCCGAACCUAGACCAAGACCCGAACCUAGACCUCGUCCAGGUCCUAGGCCAAGACCAAGGCCAGAGCCCAGACCGAGGCCCGAACCAAGACCUCGCCCUGGACCCAGACCAGGACCAAGGCCUGAUCCUAGACCAAGGCCAAGACCAGAUCCUCGCCCUGAACCUAGACCAAGGCCUGAUCCUAGACCAAGGCCAAGACCAGAUCCACGACCUGAACCCAGACCAAGGCCUGAUCCUAGACCAAGGCCAAGACCAGAUCCUCGACCUGAACCUAGACCGAGGCCAAGACCACACCCCCGACCCGAACCUAGACCAAGGCCUGAUCCUAGACCUCGUCCAGGACCCAGACCACAACCUAGACCACGGCCAGAACCAAGACCGAAGCCUGGUCCCAGGCCAGGACCAGCACCAAGACCCAGACCGAGACCAGAGCCCCGACCAAGACCACAUCCCAGACCAACGCCUAGACCAUGGAGAAGGAAUACUUAAGUACAGUUUCCAGAGUCCUUUGAAGUCUUAUCGACCCCAAGUCUGAAGGCUUCUGACAAUCAUAAAUAAGUUUUAAGCAAAUAUUGUGAUUAGUAGUUAUUUUUAAGGUUAACUUUUGAUUCAUAUCUAUUAAUUGAUAUAUCAAAAAUAAACAAUAACAUACA